Messenger RNA from Larimichthys crocea (large yellow croaker), 1514 nucleotides. It is a transcript of the gene cfap263, whose product is annotated as cilia and flagella associated protein 263. The transcript has 9 exons. The record is from RefSeq and is a predicted model, not a curated record. The coding region runs from base 130 to 1269 and encodes 379 amino acids. Gene Ontology annotation, cellular component: ciliary basal body; axoneme. Gene Ontology annotation, biological process: cilium assembly. NCBI's taxonomy places the organism in Eukaryota, Metazoa, Chordata, Actinopteri, Sciaenidae.
ACAAAAUUAUUGGUCCCUUAAACCACACUUUCUUUAUUGGUUGAAAAGUUUACACAUUAAAGAGGCAAGCACCUGAAGGCAACACCAGCCUUGGCAACCAGUGGCGGUGUUUAGUGUACCAUAGCAACCAUGGAGGAUGAGCUUUCGUUGCUGGAAGAAGAAGUCACACAAGAACAAAAGGAACUCCUCUACCACCGAGUCGAAGAGCUAAAACGCACCAAUGCAGCCCUCCUGGCAGAGAAUGACAUGUUUGAGUGGUUCAUCAGCCACUUGGAUCCUCAGGACCUGGUGUCCCAUGCUGGGGGAGACGGUCUGGGCGCAGCAGGAGCCUCCCAGCUGGAGGGUGGGGGUCGUGGAAGGAGGCGAAAGUCCCGGGUUAACAUAUCAGAGCGCCUUAAUCAGCUGACCUUGGAACAAAAGCUUCAUGUGGCACAGAGAGAAGUAACAGAGACACGGCAAGACCAGGAGAAACUCAAACAGAGAUAUGAGAGAAUUCAGGACAGCUACAAGGCCUCUCUGAAAGAAGCAGAAUUGCGCCUUGCAGAUAUUCGAAAGGCUAAGAAUGAGUUUGAACGCAGACUGCUCAAACCUAUGAAAGACAACAGGUUAGAAAUGAAGGAAACCGAGAAGGUGCUCCAGUACAUCGAAGACAAGACAAAGGUCACCCAGCUGGAGAAGUUUAAUCUGAAGAUCCAGGCACUGAAAAUCCACGAGAAGAAGCUCCGGCAGCAGCUUCAACAGAAAAAAGACGUAGGAAAAGCAGAGUACGAGGAAAUUUUCCAGGAGUACAGUGAGCAGAGAGUUGACACAAACCUGGAUGAACUUCAAGUGAACAAUUUGAAAGUGCAACGUGUCCUCAGCUCACACAGGGAGAAGUUGCAGAGUGUGACAUUGGAAUCCACAGAGCUGAGCAAUGACAUCAGCAGCAGGAAGCAGUUGAUGGCAAAAAUUGAGGAGGAGAUACAGCGUACUGAGGAGGAGCGUUUAAAGGCAGAGGUGCUCAACCAACACCUGCGGCGCCAGAUGAGAGACUAUCAAGCUCCUGAUAUCAUGGAGUACAUACAUAUCAAGGACAAACGCAAGAAGCUGCAGCAGAGCAUUCACACCUGGGAGAGGAGAGUUGGGAUUGCUCAGAUGGCCUUGAAGACCCACGCUAAAGCCUGGAACAGACCCACUCUUACUCCUGCAUACAGUACUGAGGCUGGAGCAAGAUCUGCAGAAUACCAAACUCCAGUAAAGCUCCCAUACAUAUCAAAAAACAGCACAUAGAGGUUCAGAGAAUUGGAAAAAAAGCCAACUGGAUUCAUUACAGAAUGUGUGCCGUAGAGAAAGCUUUGUAGAGAGAACACAAUACAGCUUUAAUCCUCAUCGUGUCUUUUAGUUUUUUUCCCACUUGAUUUUUACUAUACACCGUUAUGAAGAAUGAAAUGUUAAAUGUAAGACCGUUCUCCAUCAAGUUCUAUUCCUUCAAACUAAACUUUGUAAACUGAAUUAUAUUGAAUAAAAAUAAUAAU